AUGGCGAAGGCCCUGCGAGAAAGCGCCGGGAGCGAGGUCGCGCGCAUCAAGAUCGCCGCGGACGGCCCGGGCGAGAUCGUGCUGAACGCCGGCGAGCUCAAGGGCAAGCGCUACCGCCUCGAGCACGAGGCGCCCAGCGCGCAGAGCUCGACCCUCGCCCUGCACGUGCUGCGCGAGGGCGUGGAGCUCGGGGUGGCGGGCCGCGUCGACGAGAAGAUGGACAUGAAGCCGGCCCGCGACGACGCGUCGGGGCGGCCCGGGCGCAUCCUGUCGGCGUCGCUGGCGCGCGCGGCGAAGCCGGCCGUCGGCGUGAGGCUGGGGUCGGACGUGCACAGCGCGCAGGUGGGGGUGGUCAUGGACGCGGACUGGGCGAAGAAGGCGGGGCAGCAGCGCGCGCCCGUGGCGCAGCGCAUGGACAAGGACGAGCUGAUCCGGCGGAUCCUCGUGAUGUUCACGUACAAGGAGUAUUUGCACUUUUCCGAGGUUCGCAAGGUCACGGGGCAGCCCGAGAACUACCUGCGGUCGACGCUGCAGGAGAUCGCGGUGCAGAUGCAGUUCGGGCCGAACCGGAACAAGUGGGAGCUCAAGACGGAGAACAAGAUACACAGGGACGGGGACGCGCCCAUGGACUGA
Molecule: messenger RNA, 633 nt
Organism: Pedinophyceae sp. YPF-701
Lineage: Eukaryota; Viridiplantae; Chlorophyta; Pedinophyceae
Source: the annotation of a GenBank genome assembly